Messenger RNA from Phycomyces blakesleeanus NRRL 1555(-), 741 nucleotides. RefSeq lists its product as hypothetical. Gene Ontology annotation, cellular component: proton-transporting V-type ATPase, V0 domain. Gene Ontology annotation, biological process: proton transmembrane transport. Lineage: Eukaryota; Fungi; Mucoromycota; Mucoromycetes; Mucorales; Phycomycetaceae. Gene Ontology annotation, molecular function: proton-transporting ATPase activity, rotational mechanism. The transcript has 5 exons. The record is from RefSeq and is a predicted model, not a curated record. The coding region runs from base 89 to 577 and encodes 162 amino acids.
CAAUUUACCCUCUUUGACGCGAGAUUCCUCUCUUACCACUACUUUUUUCCCCUCGGCUGAAAGAUAAUAGAAUACCUUAUUCCUAAAAAUGGCCGAUUACUGCCCCGUCUACGCCCCUUUCUUCGGUUCCAUGGGCUGUACAGCUGCUAUCGUAUUUAGCUGUCUCGGAGCUGCUUACGGUACUGCCAAGUCUGGUGUCGGUCUUUCUGCCAUGGGUGUCUUGCGGCCCGACUUGGUCUUGAAGUGUAUCGUCCCUGUUGUCAUGGCUGGUAUCUUGGGUAUUUAUGGUGUUGUCGUCGCUGUCUUGCUUUCCGGUGGCUUGGCCAUGAAGCAAACUCUUUUCAGUGGAUUUAUUCAGUUUGGUGCUGGUUUGUCCGUUGGAUUGAGUUGUCUUGCGGCUGGUAUUGCCAUUGGCAUCACAGGUGACGCUGGUGUCCGUGCCACAGCUCAACAGCCUAGAAUGUUUGUUGGCAUGAUUUUGAUUCUCAUUUUCGCCGAAGUCCUUGGUCUGUAUGGUCUGAUUGUUGCUUUGAUUUUGAACACCAAGGCCGCCGGUGGAGAAAGCGUGUGCCUUUAAAAUAUUUUGGCUAGACUGGUUGUAUUGAUCCAUUAAACAAAAUAAAUAUAUAAAUCUAAAAAGAGAACAAUUUUGAAUAUGUACAAUAAAAUAUACAUGUAAAACGAGAAUUGAAAAUAAUAAUAAAAAUAAAAAUAAUAAAAAGAGAGUUCAUAUGCAAGGUA